Messenger RNA from Mesocestoides corti, 363 nucleotides. Lineage: Eukaryota; Metazoa; Platyhelminthes; Cestoda; Cyclophyllidea; Mesocestoididae. The record is from the annotation of a GenBank genome assembly.
AUGGCGUCCCAUCUUAACUGGAUGCUUAUUAAGAAUACGCAUUGUUUUCUUAUGAAGCGAAAUGGGGAACAGUUUAGCCGUGACCCUCUUAAUCUGAAAGGGAAGAACUGUUUUAAAUACAAUGGGCUUGUCCACAAGAAAGCAAUUGGCAUUAAGCAGGAACGUGGAGGCAAGGGUGUGUAUUUCAUUACAAAGAAGGCGGGCUAUGACCACAAGCCAAGACAGGCUAUUGUAAGGACAAAGUUCGUUCGUGGUGAUCGUCGAACCCUUCAAAAAAUUCGCAACUUUCUUGCCUUAAGAAAAGCCAGUGCUGUCUUAAAAAGUAACAAGAAAAAGCAAGCAGCAAAACAAAGUCGAACCUGA